AUGUCCUUCAAUGCUGUCGCUAUGGUCCGCUCCGUCAUGCACGAGCAGCAUACCUGUUUAGGAGUAGUGCUGACUCAAGCGAACCGUCUCGGGCCUGAGAAAAGUCUGGCUACAAAAUCCGGUGCCCUACUUAUGCACAGCGACUCUCUGCAUACCUUGUUGAGCCUGAACAUGUGUCCACCUGGAGUAACAGAGAACAGCCGUCUUCCUAUCGACUCUGCUCUGCUGGCAUGGUGUAUCGUGGAAGACCGAGCCCCUUUUGUGCCCGAUUGCGAUCAAGCGACGCCCUCGUGCUCCCAAUGCCUCCGCGUGGGCGUAGCGUGUGCCGGGUAUAGGGAUCUCACGACCAUCGUGAUUCGCGACGAGAGCACUGAGGUGGCACGCAAGGCUCAACUCAAACAAGCCAAAGAGCCGCCUCUGCUUCUGCACCGCGAUCCCGGGCCCAGUAGCAGCGCAUGCCAGGCCGAAUCAAUGCCAGGAGUGGCUGUGGCUGGGCCAUUGUUGCUGUACAAGUCCUCAAUAGUCCAACAGCCGUCAACCCCGAUCCGCGAGCACGCAACCUGCUUUGCACACCAGAGUUAUCUGGAUCCGUGGCUCUGGCCACCGACACUAGACCUAGGCAACGCAGACCAUGCUGCAGCGUCCGCUUCGGUGACCGCCCUGGGCCUGGCGCUCCUCGCCAACACCAAAUCGAGUCCAACACUGAUGAUGGCGGCUCGCGAGGAGUACACGGAAGCUUUGCGGUCGACGAACAGAGCACUCGAAGACCCUUUUUUGUCGAGAUCAGACCUCACACUGAUGGCUGUCAUGUUCCUGGGGAUGUUCGAGGUGGUGACAUGUACGGGACUCAAUUCCAUCCUCCAGUGGAGAAAGCACAUCGACGGAGCGGUCAAACUGCUCGAAUGGCGGGGAGAAGGACAGCUGCGAAGCCGUCGCGGCUUGCACUUGUUCCGACAGAUGCGCGCCCAAAUUCUGAUACACAACAUUUUCGGAGAGAGCGACACAUCUCCUAUCCUAACCAGGUUGUCGAGUUUGGCGGCGUGCGGUCUCGAGGAUGAUGCCAGCCUCUCCCGGUUCGGCGAUCGUCUGGCAAACAUCAACGUUCAGCUGACCAAACUGUGCGCGGACAUGAAACAGGGAAUCAUGACGGAUCCUGGGGUGAUCAUUGGCGCCGCCUUGGCCCUUGAUACCCAGUUGGCUUCUUGGACCAGCGGCAUGCCCUCGUCGUUUAUGUAUUCUAAGAUCCCCAGCGGUACAAACACGUGGGCGGCGACAUCGACGACAUAUGGUCCAUACACAUCCCACUCGUAUGUCUACCCGGAUCUCCUCGCCAGCAACCUGUGGAGCAACUGGCGCGCGGCGCGAUUUGUCAUCCAUGAAAUCAUCAUGCAGCAGAAGGACGGAGAACAGGCUGGUUACACCAACGCUCCUGAAUGGCUGGUUAAGGUCACACGACACAGCGAGACCGUGCUCCGUGAGUUGACAGCCGACAUCUGCGCCAGCGUGCCGUACCACUUCUUGGCCGUUGCCGCCAAUGACUGGACGGCGGGCGAAGGAACCCGUCCUCGUGAGAACAAGGUUCUCGCGGCCGGCUACAGCCUGCUGUGGCCCCUGUUCCUGGUCGCCAGCUGCCGCUUUUGCACGCCCGACCUCCGGCGCUGGGUCGUCGCGUCGCUCGAGAAGAUCGGGCGCGAGAUGGGCAUCAGCCAGGCGCUCGCCAUGGCGCAGCUGGUGCGUCGGGGGAUGGGGCCGCGCACGUGGAACAACCAGCCGCAGGAGGAGGGGGAUGGAGCGGAUCCGGCGGACAUUCACCCAGGCUCGGUCGAUUAG
Molecule: messenger RNA, 1830 nt
Organism: Fonsecaea erecta
Lineage: Eukaryota; Fungi; Ascomycota; Eurotiomycetes; Chaetothyriales; Herpotrichiellaceae
Exons: 4
Coding region: 1-1830 (609 amino acids)
Source: RefSeq, a predicted model, not a curated record